Molecule: messenger RNA, 1811 nt
Organism: Salvia splendens (bonfire salvia)
Lineage: Eukaryota; Viridiplantae; Streptophyta; Magnoliopsida; Lamiales; Lamiaceae
Product: probable polyamine transporter At1g31830
Exons: 2
Coding region: 116-1705 (529 amino acids)
Biological process (GO): transmembrane transport
Cellular component (GO): membrane
Molecular function (GO): transmembrane transporter activity
Source: RefSeq, a predicted model, not a curated record
CAAUUAUUAUUCACUAAUUUAUUUAUUACUUACUUCAUAUAAAUAUAUAUACAAACAUGUAUAUGUCAGUUUGAAGCCAUAUUCUCUGCCGCCCUUUUCUUUCUACCAAACACCAAUGGCUGCCGACGCCGGAGAAAACACCACCGCCGCCACCACCGCUAUUCCGGCCAACCACAAAGCAUCUGAUCCUACCGUUGUUGCCGGCGAUGGAACUCCACCUGCAAAUACUAAAACACACACCUCUCCAAAUUCUAUCGACCAGAAAGCAAGGGACACUCCAACCCCAACCGAAAUGGGAGCACACAACAACGGCGAUUACAUAGGAAUCAGCAUAACACCUUCCCCUCCAUCAAAUCAUCACAGCCACCGAAAAGUAUCAAUGCUACCCCUCAUUUUCUUGAUCUUCUACGAGGUUUCAGGAGGCCCCUUCGGCAUCGAAGACAGCGUCGGCGCCGCCGGCCCCCUUCUCGCUCUCGCCGGCUUCCUACUCUUCCCAAUAAUCUGGAGCAUCCCAGAAGCCCUAAUCACCGCCGAGAUGGGCACAAUGUUCCCCGAAAACGGCGGCUAUGUCGUCUGGGUGUCCUCCGCUCUAGGCCCCUUUUGGGGCUUCCAGCAAGGCUGGAUGAAGUGGCUCAGUGGCGUAAUCGACAAUGCCCUUUACCCUCUUUUAUUUCUUGAUUAUCUCAAAUCAGGAAUCCCUGCGUUGGGCGGCGGUUUGCCUAGGGUUAUGGCCGUCGUUGCCUUGACCAUUUUCCUUACUUACAUCAACUACAGAGGCUUGACGAUUGUGGGAUGGGUUGCUGUGGUUCUUGGUGUUUUCUCUGUUCUUCCAUUUGUGGUGAUGGGCUUGAUUUCAAUCCCUAAAUGGGAGCCCAAGAGAUGGCUGGUUGCUGAUAUCCACAAUGUUGAUUGGAAUUUGUAUCUGAAUACUCUGUUUUGGAAUCUCAACUAUUGGGAUUCGAUAAGUACUCUUGCUGGCGAAGUCGAGAGCCCGAAAAGGAACCUUCCGAGGGCUCUGUUUUUCGCUCUGCUUCUCGUUGUUAUCGGGUAUUUCUUUCCCUUGCUAACGAGCACGGGAGCGAUCCCCUUGCAACGGGAGCUGUGGACCGAUGGGUAUUUUUCGGAUGUGGCUAAGAUCAUCGGUGGCGCGUGGCUGAGCUGGUGGAUACAGGGGGCUGCAGCGGUGUCGAACAUGGGGAUGUUCGUGGCGGAGAUGAGUGGGGACUCGUUCCAGCUGCUGGGGAUGGCGGAGAGGGGGAUGCUCCCGGAGGUUUUUGCUAGGAGGUCGCGGUAUGGGACUCCCGUGGUGGGGAUACUGUUCUCUGCUUCUGGGGUGGUUUUGCUGUCGUGGCUGAGCUUUCAGGAGAUUGUGGCGGCGGAGAACUUCUUGUAUUGCUUUGGGAUGAUACUGGAGUUUAUAGCGUUUGUGAGGCUGAGGGUGGUGGCGCCGGGUGUGGCACGGCCUUAUAGGAUCCCGGUGGGGACGUGGGGGGCUGCGGCCAUGUGUGUGCCUCCGACUGCGUUGAUAUGUGUGGUGCUGGGAUUGUCGUCGCUCAAGGUGAUGGGCGUGAGCCUUGUCGCGGUUGCGUUGGGGCUGGUGUUGCAGCCGUGUAUCAAGCAUUGUGAGAAGAAGAAAUGGCUUAGAUUUUCUACGAGUUCUAGUCUUCCGGAUAUUCAUCGUGAGAAUGAGACGUUGAUCCACUGAGGAUUCAUGAUUCCUAUUUCCUAGUUUAGGUGAAACGUCACGAGGAAUUUUGUACAUGAAACAUAAUGGAGAUUCUAAUGAGAAUAUAUGUAUUUGUAAGCUGAAA